Molecule: messenger RNA, 2016 nt
Organism: Lactuca saligna
Lineage: Eukaryota; Viridiplantae; Streptophyta; Magnoliopsida; Asterales; Asteraceae
Source: the annotation of a GenBank genome assembly
AUGCAACAUAACCAAUUGCAUGGAAGAGUACCCCCCGGACCAUGGAACCUCCCUAUGCUAACAAAGUAUAAUAUUGGUCACAAUAAUAUUGUUAGCGCACCGGAGUCCAUCGGCAAUCUUUCGAAGAUACUCAGAAUCAUGUUCAUGGGUUCCAACAGGAUAUCCGGCAGUAUUCCCUCCUCAAUUGUUCAACUGAAAAGCCUAGCUUUACUAAAUUUAGGCUACAACUUCAUUUCUGGUCAAAUCCCGCCAGAACUAGGCCAGUUGGAAGACUUACAAAAGCUAGUUCUAGGCAACAAUAGGUUUACUUCAUAUAUUCCGAGUUCAUUGGGUAAUCUUCGAAAGUUAACGAAAAUUGAUUUGUCAAGCAAUGAAUUGGGAGGAAAUAUACCCAUCAGUUUUACGAAUUUCAAGUGGCUAACUUCAAUGGAUCUCUCCAUGAAUAAGCUCAAUGGAAGUAAACCCAGAGAAGUUCUAAAUCUCCCAAGUUUAACCAUCAUCCUCAAUCUUUCCAGCAACUUACUGACAGGCUAUUUGCCUCGAGAAAUCCACAGCCUGGAAAAAGUCGUGACGAUUGAUCUCUCCAACAAUAAUUUAUUGGGUGAGAUUCCAAACUCGAUCCAGAAUUGUAAGAGCUUGGAGCAGCUGAUCAUCUCUAAAAAUUCACUCUCUGGAAAUAUUCCAAAUAGUUUGGGGGAAUUGAGAGGUUUGUUGGUGCUUGACCUUUCUUCGAAUCAACUCUUUGGUCCCAUCCCUCUUGAGCUUCAAAGUUUAAAUGCCAUCAAAAUCUUGAAUCUUUCUUUCAACAACUUGGAGGGGAAUUUUCUAAGCAACGGGUUUUUCUCAAAUCUCACCAAAGUUCAUCUUGAAGGCAACCCAAAACUAUGUUACGAUUCCAAAUGCACAAGAGGUGAAACCAGCAAAGCAAUUGUGACCGUGGUUUUGGUAAUCUCUUCAGUACUAGCAACAUUUAUAUCAAUCGCCUUGUUUUUCACCUUCCGGAAAACCAAUUUUGUGAUCUUGGAGAGUCCUGAUUCCUUUAAAUGCCGACAUCAAAUGGUGACAUAUAACCAGCUACGUUGUGCAACCGGGAACUUCAAUGAUGAGAACCUGAUUGGAUAUGGGGGAUUCGGGUCUAUCUACAAAGGGCAUCUCAAUCUCAAAGGUAGAUCCCAAGAAAUCGCUGUGAAGGUUCUUGACAUGGAAACCACUGGCUCGUUGCCAAGCUUCAUGGCCGAAUGUGCUGCCCUCCGAUAUCUCAGGCAUAGGAAUCUUGUCAAACUGAUUACUUCUUGUUCCAGUUUGGAUCCCAAGAACAAGGAGUUUCGUGCUCUGGUCUAUGAAUACAUGAAGAACCGGAGUUUGGAAAGUUGGAUCGGCAAAGAAAUGGGGUUUCAAGAGAGAUUAAAUGUGGCAAUUGAUGUAGCAUGUGGCUUGACCUAUCUGCAUCAUGAAUGUGUGGUGGCUCCAGUGGUGCAUUGUGAUCUUAAGCCAAGUAAUGUUCUAUUGGAUGAAGAUUUUACAGCAAAAAUUGGGGAUUUUGGGCUUGCCAGCAUCUUGGUUGAAAAAGAUCAAUAUGUUGAUGUUCUUAAAGGUUCCAUGGGUUACAUACCUCCAGAGUAUGGUAUGGGAGCAAAACCAUCUACUAAAGGAGAUGUAUACAAUUAUGGCAUUAUGCUUAUGGAGAUUUUUACCGGGAAAAGACCAACAGAUGAUAUUUUUGUGGGUGGUUUGAGCCUCAAGAUAUGGGUGCAGUCUGCUUUCCCAUCUAGCUUAGAUCUAGUGUUGGAUCCUUAUUUGAUUCAAGAACUAAAAGAGUUGUGGUCGAAAGAGUUGGGAUUAGAAGAGUUGUACUCAGAUGGUCGCUCCAUGAACCAAAAAAGGCCAUAUGAUUGCCUAAUAAUAAUCAUUGGAGUUGCACUUUCUUGUACUAACGAUUCUCCCGAAGGACGAAUCAUCAUAUCAGAGGCUUUGCGCAAACUCAAGAGUGUUCAAGGUAUGCUUCGUAAGUCAUAG